Nannospalax galili (Upper Galilee mountains blind mole rat) is the source of this 3748-nucleotide messenger RNA. RefSeq names its product inhibitory synaptic factor family member 2B (gene Insyn2b). Gene Ontology annotation, biological process: inhibitory postsynaptic potential. The coding region runs from base 1053 to 2660 and encodes 535 amino acids. NCBI's taxonomy places the organism in Eukaryota, Metazoa, Chordata, Mammalia, Rodentia, Spalacidae. The record is from RefSeq and is a predicted model, not a curated record. Gene Ontology annotation, cellular component: postsynaptic density. The transcript has 4 exons.
UAUGAACAGUGAAUAUUACAACAUAAAGGGUUUCUUUUUCCUUCGUUUGGAGUUAUUUUGCUGCUGGUAGAAACCUGGCUCAUUGUGCAAGGAAGGAGGGGACAUCCUCUGCAGGUAAUUCCACUGCUUUGAGGUGCUCCUUGCCUGUUGGCAAAGGCUGUCUGGGCUCAGAGACUGACCCCACAGAUCCAGCGAUUGUGAUUCUCAGCUCAACACCUCUGAAAGAGGCUGCAGAUGUGGCUCCCUGCCCACAUGUGAACUUCAGCCAAGACUCCCCUACAAGGAGCUCAGCCCUCUGCAUCUCCUGGAUACCUGAAUUCUGCCCUGGUCACACCCUACUGGGUUUUGUAAGACUAUUUAGGAAGAUAAAUUUCCCUCAGUAAAACACAGAGAAUUGGAAUGAAAAAAAAAUAAUGGCCCCAAGGGAAGAAUUUGUGACUGACACAAGUGGGGAAGAUCCUUUAGGAGCAUCAUGUAUGGUCACAGCAGCAGAGCCCCAGGUCCUCUCCAUCUCCGCCUAUUUAUAUGCUACGACAAGAAGAUGUAUUUAAGGCUCCCAUAUUUUUGCAUUAGAAUUUGAUGCUCUGGGAAAAGCAGCCAUAUGUUCUAGACAUAGCAGGUUUCUAUUGGAAUUCACACAUUCUGAGUGUGGCACUAUCCUCCAAAUGGUACUUUUAUUGUCUUUUUUCUUAAGAUAGCAAGCUUCUUCUAGGGUCAGGACUGCCCCCUGGCAUUCAUUGAUACACCAUCCAUCAGCUCUCUUGGUAGGUCAGGCAUCUCAAGUUAGCCUAACUCGCCAUUCGUCUUCAUACUAAUUAUGAUUGCAACGGCAUGAUAUUUCAACUACAGGGGACACAUUACAGAUAGCUCCUACGUGGAACAGUCAGGCUGGGAAUGGCCGGCAGGGCUACUUGUACUAAGAGGAGAGGACGGCUAGCUCCUGUCUGGCCAUUCUCCUCGUUUGAGACAUCAUCAUUAGAUGCUGCUCUAAAGACCUAAGGGAGAUGUGCCCAGGACAAGUGCAUGGUCCCGUUCCUUCCCACUGAGGCUCAAUGGCCCAGCAAAGCAUGAAAGUGAGGCCUGUGCUGCUGAAGCGAAACAGUCUUGAGUCGGUGGAGCUUCUAAAACAACCUCACCACCGCAGGAGCAAAUCCCAGCAAGUGCGAUUCAAGGAAGAUGGAAACACUAAGAGCCCAACCGGACUAACCGAGGUCGAUGGCCAACCUCCCGAAGACCCAGGUGUGAUGGGGAAGACACAGACAUCCAGGCACCAUCACCCUCCUACCUACUCACUGUCCUUCCCCAGGUCCCACAAGGCAGGGGGCUCUCGGAGCAUUUCCAUCCAGACCUCCCCCAGUCUCAGGAAGCAUUUCCCAGUUUUCAAAAGGAAGAAACUCACAGCUAGCAAGUCUCUGGUGGAAAUGCCAACAGCAUCCCCAAGUGCCAUCCAGGUCAAUGGCAACCUCUCUGAACAGGACAUCGUGUCCUCUGACCUUGCCUACCUGAAGCUGGCUCAGCAUCUUGAGGAUGGGCCUCGAAGGGUCAAAAUGUCCCACCCAUUUCCUCCUAGGAUGCCCAAGGUGCAAAGCAAUGGACCUGUUAGCAUCUGCCUUGAAGCUGGGACUUGGAGAGCCUUGGAGAAAACAACAGCUGCCAUUCAAGUCCCAGAUGAUAUUUACCACAGUCCAACCUGGGACACUGGAGAGCCUGCUUUCAGGCCAGACAACUCAGCUGAAGUCAGCAACUCCCUACCCCCUUUGGUCACCACGUGUCCAGGUGAUGAGAAAAGAGUGCCGACAUCAGAUUCUGAAAGAUCUCCCUCCUGCUUAAAUGCCACCAACAGUGCCAACACCAUGCCAGGCACAGGGAAACUCACACCUGAAUUACUUUUGUCCAAAGACAUCUCCGAUGACACAGACCUUGGCCCUUUCUCAUCUCAAUCAAAGAAAACAUGUGUUCCCUCACCACCACGGACUCACAGCUCCCCUACACCUGGCUCCCACAGCCAGCCAGUCCAUGCAGGAAGAGCCUCAGAUUGUCUAGCAUUAAGUGACAAUCACCAGGAUCUGGAAUCACUCAAAAUUAGCAGUGCGUCUAAGUCUGCUGUCAUGUAUCAGGAGCAGGUGACAAAGCUCCCUGGCCUGUCAGACAGCCCAGAGCUUCAGACUUUUCUUGGAAGUGAUCACCUCUCUUUCUCCCUUCCGAGGCAUGAGAGCAAACCUCAGAGCAGUAGAGAAACUGGUGGUGGUAAUCAUAGUCACCUGGCACGGGGGGAACUCUGUGACCUCCAAGGCCGGCUACAAUCUGUGGAAGAGUCUCUGCACUCAAACCAAGAGAAAAUUAAAGUCCUACUGAAUGUGAUUCAAGACUUAGAGAAAGCCCAUGCUCUCACUGAAGGACGCAACUUUUAUCGAACUGGCCAAGAUCUCAACAACUGUAGCACCUGCCAGAACACAGCGUGCAUCAUAUACAGUGUAGAGUAUGAUUUCCGGCAGCAGGAAGGCAGGUUCCACGAGGUUCUACAGAGUUUGGAGGAAGUGGAACCGGCUGAGGCAGCAGCAUCGCCACCAAAGUCUCCAGCGGAAGCCCCAGUCCCUGAGAAACAGGACCUACGGCGGAAAACCAAAAAGGUGAAGAAGAAAUGCUUCUGGUGGAUCUGAAAGGAUUGGGGCCUUCCAUGUUCCUUCCUGAGAUGGGUGCCCCCUGUUCUCAAGGCCUCCCUGUUCCCCAGCAAAGGCCCAGGCUGAGCCCCUUGACCUGUGAUACAGGAGCCCCUCAGAGCUGGUAUGGCCACUGUUGGACAUCUGGUCACCAACCUUACCUGAGUGUGUGUCAUGCCAUUGCUUGCUGAGGACUUUGUGGACACUGGUAUGGCCACAAGCUGAGCUCCCCGUCACAUAUGGCCAGGCCACAUCCUCAUCUGCUAAGUGCAGAUUCUCACCAUGAACAAACCUCCACUACACUUCCCCACACCUCCAUGACUCAAGCACUUCCUUCCUACCUUGAAUUCACCAACCCCAAAGAAACAUAAAUAUGUGUUGUGCACUGCAGAAAGUUAAAAACUAACUGUAUAGCCUAGAAAAUAUCAGAUAAUAAACUAGCCAUGUUCUAGGACUCAGUGCACAGAAGGACAACAGACGUGAUCAGUGCCUACAAAUGCUAGAUCACCCUGGAGUGUUGAGUUUCCAUCACUUUCCACUAGCCCUUAGAUUCCAAAUGAAGGGGCUGUCUUCUUGUGAAGUGUGGGUCAUGCAGGGUUCCAAGAGUAAAGUGCCCACAGGACCUGCAGUGUGAGAGUUAUGUGGGACUGGAAUUCAAAAGGGUUUCAUGGCUGUAGCUUUCCUAGGGCCACCUAAAUGAUUUUGUGUCUCUGAAUGAGGCCUAAGACUCCUUAGCAAGUCAGGGAAACCGGACAGGCAUGAACUUUAGGGCUCCAUAGUUUAUUUACCUGCAGCAUUGAUGAUAAGACUCGGUAGCCUGUCAGUACAUCUUGUGACAUUAAUAAGUCUGUGAUAAAACAGCACUUUUUCUUGUCCAUUCACCCCAUAACAGUCAUGAAGAUAGGUCCAAACAUGUUACUCUACAUUGUUUCCCUUCCUGGUGACCAAGCUACGGUCACAUGAUCUAGGAAGCAGCAGGGCUGGAAAUGAGAAUCUUGUUCUCAUCAUUUUAGGAUGAAACUUCUUUCUUGCCCAAAGUCCGACCUCUUUAAUAUCUGGCUUAUUCUUUCAACAACACGGCCAUACAU